This is a messenger RNA of Pelobates cultripes (western spadefoot toad), 435 nucleotides long. The record is from the annotation of a GenBank genome assembly. Lineage: Eukaryota; Metazoa; Chordata; Amphibia; Anura; Pelobatidae.
AUGGCGCCCAACCCACAGACCUCAGCUCUGCACAUAAUUGAGAGGGAAACUAAACGCCGAUACGACCGCAUCUUCGGUGCCCUCUGGGAGAAGCUGGUGGCCCUGAUGCAGUCCCCCCAAAAGGGAUUCCCACCUGGCAACAUGAGGCAGGGUCCACAGCAUGGAAGCACAAGGGGAGAUAGGGCGCACCCCCGGAACCCCACCCGCAAGAAGGGUAACCCAGUAACCUGGAACUGUACAAAGGCCACUCACAGCCCGCACAAAACAACUGAAACACAAGAGACACUCAAGGCACAGCUCCAAAGGCGGCCUUACAGAUGUGCAGAGACCCGACCUAAACUCCAGAGGGGCCCAGACUGGACGAGAGGACAGCAGAAGGAAAAGCAAAAAAUGGCUGCCAUGAAACUUCCAUACCGGGAAGGCAAUGACAGUUGA